Molecule: messenger RNA, 354 nt
Organism: Nicotiana tabacum (common tobacco)
Lineage: Eukaryota; Viridiplantae; Streptophyta; Magnoliopsida; Solanales; Solanaceae
Source: RefSeq, a predicted model, not a curated record
AUGAUUGAGAAGGCGGUAAGAAAAUUAAACGGAUGUGUACGUCAAGUAGAAAAUUUGCGUCCUAGUGGUGCUUUUGAGCAGGAUAUUCUUACACAAGCAAAAGUUUUACUUAUGCAAGAUCUGAACUUCAAAAAGGGCUUUAAAUUUGAUCAUGUGUGGGCUAUAACGAAGGAGUUUGAGAAGUUUAACGAUGGCGAUUUUGGAAGGAAAAAAACAAGAAAGCAAGGCUAUGCUAAUAUAUCAUCGGACUCUGAGAAUCCUAUCCCUGAUUCACCCUAUCUAUCAUCCCCUAACUUAUCAUCAUUUUCACUAAAUUUAAAUGAGGAUGUUGCAGGUGAUUCCACAUCAUCAUAA